AAAUUACUGAAACGACGGUCAACGAGUAAUGCACAAGUUUCGGCCACCGGUGAACGUAACAUCUCCCGACGCUCACCGUCAUCCAAAAAGCCAACAUCAUCUACCAGUUUACAAUCAUCAAAAACUGCCAAAUCGAGCAAUCAGAGUGGUAAUGCCACGAAAGAGAAGCAUAGGCAUUCUGCGGCAAUUGUAACAAGUACUAAUCAAUCCAAGGAAAACAUACCCGUGUUGACAUCUGCAGGUACUAGUGCUAGUGCUGCCACUGUGCCUUCAACAGAUUCAGCAUCUGUUGCCGGAAUGCCGAUGCCGUUGACGAGACAUACGAAGAGUCAAGCAGCUAGUUCACAGUAUAGAACAACAACAACAACCACAACGACAACCAAAAGUGGCAGUUCUUCAACGGAUCAGAUGAAUAAUGAUUCAAUGCGAUUGUAUCGACGAACGCGAUUCGAUGGUAUGACAAAGCUGUCACUCGAUGAAAAGGAAUUCUCGCACUCGGAGGAUAUCAAGAAGCAAAUCUUAGGCGCACAUACUGAUAAGGAUAUCAAAUAUGGACCAGCACAUAUUCCGUUCGAUGCAAGACCAAGCGUUGCUUACAUCAAACGUAACAAUCGUGGUAUUGUCCAGCAGCGUGUCAGUCAGUUCGCACAACUUGGCGUUGUUCAUGCAACUGCGGGGAAUGAGGAAAAUUUGAAGGAGAAGCAUUCUCCUUUGGUUGAAUUCGCGAAACCGACGGCUCCACCCGUCUCGCACGGUCUGAGGAAGUCGGAGAAGCGUGAAACACUUUCACCUCAAGCCAGUUCAGUUGUUAGUGUGUCAGCUCGAGCGAAAAAAUUUGAAGCGCUUUCUGAGGCGGCCGCAGCGUCGUGUUCACCAUGGAAUCAGCAUCGAAAAGGAGGAGGUGCAUCCAGGAAGCCUUCGACUGCACUGAAUAAUGCUGUUGGUGCUGUUGGGUCAAAGGUAUCGUCGCGUCGUGUGGCUGGUGAACGACGUGCAAUUGGUGAACGUCGAGAGUCUCAUGUCACCAGACAUCUUUUGAGUAAAUCGCUGGGAAAGUUAGAGUUAUUGGCGUCUGGAGUAGUAGUUGGUGGUAUGGGUGCAUCGAAUAAUGCCAACAAAACAUCUGCACCUGCCCUGGUGCAUACGCAGACUGCAUUCGGACUUGAUAAGUCAGCAUCGUCGUCGUCGUCGUCCGGCAGCACUGGACAUGCGCCGCCGAAACGUAUCAGUUUGGGAUGUUUGACGAACAUCAGUGAAUAUGUACGUUUCGUUGGAGGCAGCACUUCAAAAUGCGCAAAUUUACAAGAUUCUGGAACGGCAUCGGCUAAUUCGUCAAGCAUCUCAUCGGGUACUUUUUCGACAUCGAUGCGAAAGGGCACAAAACUGAAUCGUAAACGAUUGAAAUACGUGAACCGAGCGCUAACANGUUUCGUAUGA
Molecule: messenger RNA, 1437 nt
Organism: Anisakis simplex (herring worm)
Lineage: Eukaryota; Metazoa; Nematoda; Chromadorea; Rhabditida; Anisakidae
Source: the annotation of a GenBank genome assembly